AUGGAGGCCGAGGAAGCAAGGCAAAGGCAUAAGAGGCUGAACUAUGUCGAAUCAAAGGGCGAUUCUGGAUCUUCCAAGAAAUCGAAAAGUUCCUUUUCUUUAUCUUCUCAGUCCAUGCCCCAACUAACCAAGUCAUCAGGAUUUGUUUCUAUGAGAAGAUCGGGAAGUACAGGCCCCAACCGUGUCAUUUGUUUUCGAUGUGGCCAGCAGUGCCACAAGGCUUCAAAUUGUAAUCGGAAUCUUAGCCGUCAACAACAAGCUCAUUCUCAAAGUCCAGCACAAGGAAGGGGCCAAUCACCUGCAUACUACUAUUGCGGACAGUCGAGUCACAUUAAAAGGUCUUGCUCACAACUGAUUGGAAGAGGGAACACUUUUGGGCCUCGAAAUUCUGGGGGUUAUCGUCAGGCCAAGGUCAGAGACAGAGGUACCAGCCAAUUCAAUCAUACCUAUGUAUCACAUGUCAAUUAUUUGUCCGCCUAA
Camellia sinensis is the source of this 480-nucleotide messenger RNA. Lineage: Eukaryota; Viridiplantae; Streptophyta; Magnoliopsida; Ericales; Theaceae. The record is from RefSeq and is a predicted model, not a curated record.